Messenger RNA from Entrophospora candida, 519 nucleotides. The record is from the annotation of a GenBank genome assembly. NCBI's taxonomy places the organism in Eukaryota, Fungi, Glomeromycota, Glomeromycetes, Entrophosporales, Entrophosporaceae.
AUGGCAGAAAAUUUUUCAGAAUUGAUAGAUUUUAAUCAAAAAAGUUUUUGGAUUUCUUUUGCUUCAAUUCUAUUUAAUCCUGUUUUUUGGAACUUGGUAGCAAGAAAAGAGUAUAAAACACACUUUAUAACUCGUUUGUCAGGUGGGAAUCCUUAUUUCGGUUGUUAUAGUUUGGCUACCACUAUUUUCUCACUUGGUCUUGCAAUUGAAAAUCAACCAACUUUACCAGAACUUGACAAUGAUCAAGUAAAAUUGUUGGGAGCAAUAUUGUUUGGUUCAGGAAUGCUUUUUGUAACAUCAUCGACUUACAUGUUAGGAAUUACUGGAACUUUUCUUGGUGAUUACUUUGGCAUAUUGAUGAAUGAAAAAGUCACUUCAUUUCCUUUCAAUAUUCUUGAACAUCCAAUGUAUUAUGGUUCUACAAUGAGUUUUCUUGGAACUGCUUUAUGGCCAUUUACAUCAAUGAUCUAUGCUAAACGAGAACAAGAAAGAUCUAGUAAACAACGAAAAUCAGAAUAA